AUGGCGAGGCAUUUCCCUGUUCUUUCAGAAAAGAUAUCUCAAAGUCCAUUAGAACCAUAUGACAGUAACUAUCAUGUAGAAAUUGUCUAUAACUUGAAGGAUAACUUCAAAAAUCGGUAUUUCAACGAAAUUGCUAUAGUAGCGCAAUUUGUUGUUUCACCCUUUAUGGAAAUUGAUAUCCAACAGGUUGCAACUUCUGUUACGCAGAAGUUUAGCGAAGACAGAAAUAUAAACCAAAAACGAUCCGGAUGCUUCUUUAAUAUAUGCUCGUCCAGCGACUGUUUAUUUUUGAAAACUUUGUCGCAAGACGAGCACGGAUUGAUCAAAUUACCGACUAGUAAAUUCAGUGAAAGAAACCAGAACAUCAGCUCACACGGGAAUUGUUCUAAGACACUAGACAUGAAGCAGGGGGUCCCCCAAGGUUCCGUUACAGGUCCCACGCUUUUUAUAAUAUUCAUAAAUGACCUGGCCCUCUGUAACUCUCAGAGUAUUGUCCUGCAUGAAGAUAAUACCACUACACUAGAGAGUGGUAAUACUGCUGAUGAUUCGAGCACUGUAGAUAAUGAUGUACAAGUAAAAGUUUGA
Acanthoscelides obtectus is the source of this 585-nucleotide messenger RNA. Lineage: Eukaryota; Metazoa; Arthropoda; Insecta; Coleoptera; Chrysomelidae. The record is from the annotation of a GenBank genome assembly.